Conger conger (European conger) is the source of this 867-nucleotide messenger RNA. Its product is annotated as hatching enzyme 1.2-like. Lineage: Eukaryota; Metazoa; Chordata; Actinopteri; Anguilliformes; Congridae. The record is from RefSeq and is a predicted model, not a curated record. Gene Ontology annotation, molecular function: zinc ion binding; metalloendopeptidase activity. Gene Ontology annotation, biological process: proteolysis. Bases 1 to 867 code for a protein of 288 amino acids. The transcript has 8 exons.
AUGCUUGGCUGGACCUCCACGAUGCACCACAUCGCCAUCCUCAUCCUCCUGGGCAUGGCAGCUCACAGCUGGAGCCUCCCCGUUCAGAAUGUGUCGACGGCUCAUGAUGUGAUACUCAGGUUUAGAAGACGACUGUCAGAUGAGCUGUGGGGUACGAUGGAGAUGAACGCCAUGGAUAAGAUUCUGCGAACCAACAGGUUUGUGGGGCGUCUCCCGGGCCUCAGCCUGAGGGAGGGGGACAUCGCCCGCUCCACCAUCCGCAGCGCCAUAACCUGCCCCGAGAGCAGCUGCCUCUGGCCCAAGUCCGUGGACGGCCACGUGUACGUGGCGUACGAAAUCUCUCCACAUUACGAUAAUAUGGACCGGAUGACCAUAGAGACGGGGAUGCAGGACAUCUCCACCGGAACAUGCGUGAAGUUUGUGCCUCGCAGCCACGAGGCCAACUACCUGGACAUCCAGCCCAAACGAGGGUGCUGGUCGUUUCUGGGGGUGAUCGGCGGGGUGCAGCCGCUCUCCCUGCAGACCCCCGGCUGCAUGUGGGCCGGGGUGGCGUCCCACGAGCUCAUGCACGCCCUGGGGUUCGUCCACGAGCAGUCGCGCUCCGACCGGGACCGCUACGUCACCAUCCUGUGGGAGAACAUCCUGCAAGAUCAAAUCCACAACUUUAAGAAGUACAUCACGAACAACCUGAACACGGUCUACGACUACAACUCCAUAAUGCACUACGGGAGGUACGCCUUCUCUGAAGAUGGAGACCCAACCAUUGUCCCCAAACCGGAUCCCUUCAUUCCGAUUGGCCAGCGAGAUGGACCCAGCCCUGUGGAUAUCCAGAAGAUAAAUGCCUUGUACAACUGCAGCCGAGUUUAA